GGGGAGGAGAUGAAAUUUUGAGUGUUGCAUGCUGAAAAAAACAAAAAAAAGGACUAAAAAAUAAAAACGACGGAUUUUUGAUGGCGGAAUUCGUCCACCAGUGUUUUUCGUACUUUUUUAUACUUUUUUGGACUUUUCUUGACCUUCAUCUCGAAGCUGUCUCGUCGAUUGUUACUGUUUUCAUUCUAUACAUACCAAGUGCAUGUCUGAAAAUAACCUGUUUCAGUUUGCACAAGUGAUUACCGAACUUCCUAUACCUCAUGCUUCGCAUCACCCUUCGCAAGGAAGACGAGAGCUCGGUCAUGGUAUGACCCAUCAUCGCACACUGCCUAUUCGAAAGAAUGCUUGUCUUGUGUGCAGUGUAUGCUUCACGUGUUCUCGAUUUUAUGGAACGGAUUGUACAUGUCACGAAGUACAACCUCGACGCGGGAAAAACUUACCGGAGGGCAGUUUGGAUUCCCGAGCCAAGAAAUUGCACCCUCAAGAUAAAGAAGACUAUGAUUUUUCAAUGAGAUGGUUGUCAGAACAUGCUCACCCUAUUUAUAAAGAUGAAAAUGAUCAUGUUGUUGGGUUACGUGACUUGGCGGAAGUGUCACUUUGCAAGGCACACAGUAGUACACUCUAUCGUGCCAAGAAGAAGCACGAACGCAAAAAUCAGGCUCCGCCUUCCCCCGCCGAUUCGAAUGGCAUGGAGUUGGCAGAAGAUCGAGAACAUCAUCCUCAAUCGCCUUAUAUGGAUCCUUAUGCGGUUCAUCAUCAUCCUUAUCAUGCCGCCGCUCACUCCAGUAUCCUUGGCAGUGGUCGUCUAGCCGCCAAAGUGCGAGAAAUUUCUUAUCAGCAGCAUGCCGCACAUCGUCACGACUCGUCCACUUCGGCCGAUUUUCCUCUCGUGGUUCCUUCAACUUCGAACAAGAGAAAGUGUAUCAGUCGACCCUCGUCCAUGGAACAUUCCCCGCAUUCAAGCGCUUCCACGCCUCUCUAUGCAACUGGCAUGACCCCUUUAUUAACCAAUCAUCCAUUCUCUGCUUCCUCUUCGUCAGCACCACCUACUCGUCAACCACAUCAACAACAUGUAGAUAGUUUUCCAUCCCAAUUACCUCCUUUGCAUUCACGAGGCCAUACACAUACCUCAUCACUGUCAUCGUUACCGAUGACUAUGCAACAGUCAAGCCAACUUUCAGAUAACUUUUCAGGAUACAAUCGGCAAUCACCAGGCCAACACCAGCACCAGCACCAACACCAAUACCAUCAACAACAUCAUCCUCAUCAACAGCAACCACCGCCACAAUCCACACACGAACCGCAACAACAACAACAACAACAACAACAACAGCAGCAACAACAGCAUCCAGCGCUAUCGCCUCAUUUACCCUCAGUGCCACAUACAACUGUGGUUGAAACUGUGUCACUGAAAAGUUCGGCCACAACCCCCAGUUCUCCACCGAUGUAUUAUAUACGUAAUUUGGCAAUUACGGAUGAUUUUACGUUCAGAAAUCUGCUGGCGGAAAUCGAUAUGACGGGACCUCCCCCACCUGGGAAACGAAUCAUUAUAUCAGAUGCCAAGAAUGAGCGGAUUUUCCCACUGGAUCAAGCGAUUCGAAGUGUUAUUAGACGACCUUCUUCAUCCCACAUAGACUUGUGCCUCGGUCUAAGCGACAAACCUUCCAUUGAUUGGAGCACUUACGCAUGAAAUGUCCCUUUCUUGUGUCACCUUUUUUUUAUGGCUUCAUCAUCGUUUCUAUGAACAUUCUUUAGAAUUGUUUCUUAUUUCUUUAUUUGAUACUUCAAACAUUAUAGUUGGCGUCCUUUUAUUUUUAUCUUGC
This is a messenger RNA of Radiomyces spectabilis, 1823 nucleotides long. RefSeq lists its product as uncharacterized. Bases 203 to 1690 code for a protein of 495 amino acids. The transcript has 3 exons. NCBI's taxonomy places the organism in Eukaryota, Fungi, Mucoromycota, Mucoromycetes, Mucorales, Radiomycetaceae. The record is from RefSeq and is a predicted model, not a curated record.